Molecule: messenger RNA, 2235 nt
Organism: Dicrocoelium dendriticum
Lineage: Eukaryota; Metazoa; Platyhelminthes; Trematoda; Plagiorchiida; Dicrocoeliidae
Source: the annotation of a GenBank genome assembly
CGCGUCAUCAUGCGGGAUCGCAUCACCCAGAAAGAUGUUUCAUACCACCUGUACCAGGUUGCGAAUGGGAUGCCGUUCUCUCCGUCAUAUUGGAAAUCUUACAUCCCGUUUGCCAACGCUCCAGCUGAAGUGGACUCGGUUUUCACUGUGGUGGGUUUUAGAUUUAGGGAUGACAGUUUCUCAGUGAGUGCUUGGAAUACCAAUAUCUGCCUUUGUGCUUAUUGAUGCAUAGCCGGCUUUUACUGCUGAAUGUAAUCUUGCUGCUGUUGUAGUAAUUGGCUUAACUGCGAAUGAUCAGCAAGCGUCGUCGUCCGUGUUAUAUACUCGCGGUUAAUGAGCCGUAGAGUCGUUAGAACAAAGACUUUCACCGCACCAAAUAGUGUAUUGACCGAAUGUUAAUUCACAUGAAAGAGUUAAGAAAGCUGACAGUAUGGGGUAAAGUGUAUCAGACAGGUCGCCUCGCAUAGUCGUCGACCUCAUGUAUAUGAACAGUGGGUUAGUGAUGUUCACGCUCCGGGGUAUGGGACGGCGUUGUACUUUUAAGGCACCGGAUCGCCUGGCGUAGUACCAUGCUUGUCAGCAACACCUAUUCUCUUGUCUUAUGCUACUUUGUUGUUUUUUAUCCAGGUCCGUACUACAAAUACCGCACGUUCAGCGACUUUGCAACCACACCCAUCGUGUCACGUGAAGCUUCCGCGGAACACUUGGUGCAAAGGUUACAGGAAGCACCGUUAUUUGGAGUUGCAUACCUCAUACUAUCGCAUUUCUACACCGUUGAUUAUGUCCGAUUGGAGGAAUUCAACGAGCGCAACUUCUCCUAUCGGUUCGCUUACAUGAUAAUAAUCUUCUUCGUGUUCCGAUUACGUGUGUAUUUCGCUUGGAAAAUGGCCGAAUGUGUGUGUAUUGCGUCUGGCCUGGGCGCGUAUCCACCCGAGUCCGCACCUGUGGUCGGAGAGGGCCCAACGGAUUUGAAGGCAUUCGACAAAUGGAUGACAAAAAACAUUUCCACACCAUGUCCUGCAUCUAAAACUGCUGAGUCAAACACACGCCUUGUGAACUCCUUACACACGAUCAAUAGUAACGGAGGUGUGGGCUUGGCCUCUCCGAUUGUUGUUCACGAGACUAUAGAUUACACCACGAUCACUAACAUCAGCGUUUGGGGUUGUGAGUUCACUACCACUGUGCGGGAGGGAAUGCGAUCUUGGAAUCAAACGGUGCAGUACUGGCUCGCCUUCAACUUUUUCAAACGAUGCUAUGGGAGCCGAGCUAUGCGCUACAUCUGGACAAUGCUGGUGAGUGCGUACUGGCAUGGUCUGUAUCCAGGCUACUACCUCUCGUUCCUCACAAUCCCCCUGGCGAUGGUCGCUGAAUCCGAGUUAGCCGUGGUGAUCUGCUCAUGUGGCCGAGGCCUCCCAUCGGGAAGCCUAUCCUUUUUCUCCUGGAUACUCAAAAUGCGUGUAUUCGAAUACUGCUGCAUGGGCUUUCUCUUGUUGGAUGCCGAAGGGACUUUGGCCUAUUGGCACAGUAUCGGGUACUGUGUGCACGUGUUGUUGGUUAUGAUCAUUGUGCUCGGUGUCGUAUUACGCCGCCUCUGCCCCGAUGCAGCGGCGGCGGCGGCUGCUGCUGCUGCGUCCUCCGUGCUUCGCACUGUACCCACUGCCACUGAACGGUUGGACACGGCUUCCGAAAGCAAAGUGUAUCCGUGAUGCAAUUCAUCCAAUCCCCAUCCUCGCAUUUGUUUGUUCUUUCUCGCCCCCCCCCCCUCCCGAUGGUUUUCUAGCCUCAAUGUGUCACCGUGACACAAUUAUCCGCUCUUCAAAUCAACGGGGUUGCCUCACUCACUUCCAUACGCAUUUUUGACUUUCGUUCUAUUGCAAACCUCAUCUAAUUACUUUGUGAACGGGUAUUUCUCAUUUUUUUCACUCCGCUUCAUCUUUCACAGUCACUUCCGAACGGUUCACCCCCUGAGAAUCGUACUUGCUUUCGGUUUACACUGGACAACUCCGUUAACUACUGCAUUUCCUUCUAGAUGAAUCUCUUCCUAUAUCUCUUUUAUUUACAUACCUUUCUGAUGAUGAUCAGCGCGCCUAAAUUAGUGUUAUUGUUUUUUUUCAGAGAAUUUCGUUUUUAUUUAUGAUUUACAGAUUCCUAUUCUACCAUUUUGUACUCCUUCCAAGUUAGAGUGUGUUUGUGGAAUGUAAACGCACCACGAAUAAAUUGUUCGCUUGAGUGGAA